This is a messenger RNA of Cannabis sativa, 1465 nucleotides long. RefSeq names its product aquaporin PIP1-1-like. The record is from RefSeq and is a predicted model, not a curated record. Gene Ontology annotation, molecular function: water channel activity. Gene Ontology annotation, cellular component: plasmodesma; plasma membrane; vacuole. Gene Ontology annotation, biological process: transmembrane transport; response to water deprivation. Lineage: Eukaryota; Viridiplantae; Streptophyta; Magnoliopsida; Rosales; Cannabaceae. The coding region runs from base 402 to 1265 and encodes 287 amino acids. The transcript is spliced from 4 exons.
ACAAUAGGAAAAAGAAAAUGUGACAAUCUGUAGAAGAGAGGAUAAGAACAACAAAGGAAAAAAAGAAAACAGGACCCUCUCUGUCAGUGUGUCAACUUCCUUUCUGGCCAUUCCAGAACAAUCCCCAAAAUCCUACUACCCUCCUUAAUAGUUUAAUAUUCUUCUAAUAAUGACACUUGUUUAAACCACUAUUAACACAAUUAUUAUGUGGAACUUUAAUUUUUAUUUUUAAAAAAGGUAAUAUUUUUAUUAGAAAAAGAGGUGGCAUAUUAUACCGUUGGCUAAAUUACAAGCUUAUCUGCUAUAAAGUCCCAUUCUUUCUUCAGUACACAGACACCUUUGCUUGAGAGUCUGAGAAAGAGAGUAAAAGAGAUAUUUUUUAUUUUUGAGUUCUUUCAAAAAUGGAGGGUAAGGAAGAGGAUGUUAGGCUGGGAGCUAACAAGUACUCAGAGAGACAACCCAUUGGAACAUCAGCUCAGACAGACAAAGACUACAAGGAACCACCACCAGCUCCUUUGUUUGAGCCAGGAGAGCUCUCAUCAUGGUCUUUUUACAGAGCUGGAAUUGCAGAGUUCAUUGCUACUUUCUUGUUCCUUUACAUCACUGUCUUGACUGUAAUGGGUGUAAACAAGUCUGGUAGUAAGUGCUCUACUGUGGGAAUCCAAGGAAUUGCUUGGGCCUUUGGUGGUAUGAUUUUUGCCCUUGUCUACUGCACUGCUGGUAUCUCAGGUGGACACAUCAAUCCAGCUGUGACUUUUGGACUCUUCUUGGCAAGAAAGCUCUCCCUCACAAGAGCUGUUUUUUACAUUAUCAUGCAGUGCCUUGGUGCCAUCUGUGGUGCUGGUGUUGUAAAGGGCUUUGAGAAUGCCUCAACUUUUGAAAGGUUGGGAGGUGGAGCUAAUGUUGUUAACGCUGGCUACACCAAGGGUGAUGGUCUUGGUGCUGAGAUUAUUGGCACCUUUGUCCUUGUCUACACUGUGUUCUCAGCCACUGAUGCCAAGAGAAACGCCAGAGACUCUCAUGUCCCUAUCUUGGCUCCUUUGCCAAUUGGGUUUGCAGUGUUCUUAGUUCACUUGGCAACUAUCCCCAUAACUGGAACUGGAAUCAACCCUGCAAGGAGUCUUGGAGCUGCAAUCAUCUUCAACAAGGACCAUGCUUGGGAUGACCAUUGGAUCUUCUGGGUUGGGCCCUUCAUUGGAGCUGCUCUUGCUGCUGUAUACCACCAGAUAGUCAUCAGAGCCAUUCCUUUCAAGUCCAGGGCUUGAUUUUCAAUCUCUUUCGAGUGUUGAGACACCUACUAGUUUUUUCUUUUCUUUCUUUUUCAUCUUUCUUCUCCUUUCUUUUCUGAGUCCUCUUACUUUUGUGUAUUGUAUUUUGGUGGUAGUGUGUUAAUUUGUGUGUACAUUAUUGAAUAUUUAUGAUGAAUUUUUUUUUUUUUUAACUAUUUAUUUAGAGUUUCAGACUA